Messenger RNA from Papaver somniferum (opium poppy), 1434 nucleotides. Its product is annotated as amino acid permease 3-like. The record is from RefSeq and is a predicted model, not a curated record. NCBI's taxonomy places the organism in Eukaryota, Viridiplantae, Streptophyta, Magnoliopsida, Ranunculales, Papaveraceae. The transcript has 5 exons. Bases 1 to 1434 code for a protein of 477 amino acids. Gene Ontology annotation, cellular component: plasma membrane.
AUGGAUCAACAGUUGCAAUAUGAUCAUUCACUUGACGUAACGCCGCCACAGCAAGGUGGAUCCAAAUCUUUUGAUGAUGAUGGUCGACUUAAAAGAACAGGAACCAUAUGGACAGCGACUUCACAUAUUAUAACGGCCGUCAUAGGAUCAGGAGUGCUGUCAUUAGCAUGGGCCAUAGCUCAGCUUGGUUGGAUUCUUGGUCCAGCUGUGAUGUUGGUGUUCGCCUUUGUGAUUUACUACACAUCCUGUUUACUUUCUGACUGCUAUAGAACUGGUGACCAAGUUACUGGCACGAGAAACUAUACUUACAUGGAUGCUGUUAGCACAAAUCUUGGUGGCUCUAAGGUCAAGCUUUGUGGGUUGAUUCAAUACAUAAAUCUUUUUGGUGUGGGAAUUGGAUAUACGAUUGCAGCAUCCAUAAGUAUGAUGGCUGUUGAGAGGUCCAACUGUUUCCAUGCUAGCCACAAUGAUAACCCGUGCCUUACAUCGAGUACCCCAUACAUGAUCAUAUUUGGUGUAUUACAAAUCAUAUUCUCCCAAAUACCAGACUUUGAUCAAAUUACAUGGCUAUCAAAGGUUGCUGCAGUCAUGUCGUUUACUUAUUCCGGGAUCGGAAUGGGUCUCGGAAUCGCUAAAGUGGCAGAAAAUGGGACAUUCAAAGGAAGUCUGUCCGGAAUUAGCAUUGGUACGGUAACUCAAGCCCAAAAGAUAUGGAGGAAAUCCCAAGCGCUUGGAAACAUUGCUUUUGCUUACUCGUAUUCGAUGAUCCUAAUCGAAAUUCAGGACACAUUAAAAGCACCACCAUCAGAAGCUACAACUAUGAGGAAAGCAAGUUUAUUCAGUGUUUCAACUACGACCAUCUUCUACAUGCUUUGUGGAUGUAUGGGCUAUGCGGCAUUCGGUGACAUGGCACCAGGAAACCUUCUAACAGGGUUUGGGUUCUACAAUCCAUAUUGGUUGGUCGAUAUUGCCAACGUUGCAAUUGUAAUUCACCUUGUUGGAGGUUACCAAGUCUAUUGCCAGCCCUUAUUUGCCUUCAUCGAGAAAUGUGCAGCAACUAAAUGGCCAAAGAGUGAUUUCGUCAACAAAAACUUUCAAGUACCUAUCCCAGGAUGCCGCCCUUACAAUCUCAACCUAUUCAGAGUUGUUUGGAGAACACUAUUUGUGGUGCUAACUACACUUAUAUCGAUGCUUCUUCCGUUCUUCAACGAUGUUAUUGGGAUUAUUGGCGCAUUUGGCUUCUGGCCGUUAACUGUUUAUUUCCCGGUGGAGAUGUACAUAUCACAGAAAAAGAUACCCAAGUGGAGUCCCAAAUGGUUUUGCCUUCAACUACUGAGCGCUAUUUGUUUAGUAAUCUCAAUUGCAGCUAUAGCCGGAUCAGUGGUAGGUGUCGUUGAUCUUAAGGUUUAUCAUCCCUUCAAAUCUAACUAUUGA